AUGUUUCACUCAGAUCAAAUGUGGAACUGUCAUUGGAAAUGGAAGCCAAGUUCUCUUUUGUUCUUACUUGCUUUAUGUAUUGUGUAUGUUCCUCUUUCAGUGUGGGGAUGCACCAACUGCAGGGUUGUCCUAUCCAGCCCUUCUGGGACAUUUACUUCUCCGUGCUACCCUAACGACUACCCUAACAGCCAGGCUUGCAUGUGGACCCUGCGAGCCCCCACCGGCUAUAUCAUUCAGAUAACGUUUAACGAUUUCGACAUUGAAGAAGCUCCCAAUUGCAUUUAUGACUCAUUAUCCCUUGAUAAUGGAGAGAGCCAGACUAAAUUUUGUGGCGCAACUGCCAAAGGCCUAUCAUUUAACUCAAGUGCGAGUGAGAUGCAUGUGUCCUUUUCAAGCGACUUUAGCAUCCAGAAGAAAGGUUUCAAUGCCAGCUACAUCAGAGUUGCUGUGUCCUUAAGGAACCAGAAGGUCAUUUUACCCCAGACGCUAGAUAGUUACCAGGUAUCUGUUGCCAAAAGUGUCUCUAUUCCAGAUCUCAGCGCUUUCACUCUCUGUUUUGAAGCAACUAAAAUUGGCAAGGAAGACCAUGAAUGGAUAGCUUUCUCCUACUCAAAUACAUCCUUCACACAGUUACUUAGCUUUGGAAAGGCCAAGAAUGGCUACUUUAUUUCUAUUUCUGGCUCAAAAUGCUUCCUAAACAGCGUGUUACCUGUGAAGGAUAAAGAAGACAUUUUUACAGAAAGCUUUGAGCAGCUCUGCAUCAUUUGGAAUAAUUCUCUGGGUUCUGUUGGUGUAAAUUUCAAAAAAAACUAUGAAGCAGUUCCGUGCGAUUCUACCAUCAGUAAAGUUAUUCCUGGAAAUGGGAAGUUGUUGUUAGGCUCCAGUCACAAUGAGAUUGCCUCCCUAAAAGGGGACAUUUAUAACUUUCGACUUUGGAAUUUUACCAUGAAUUCCAAAGUCCUCUCCAACCUCAGCUGUCAUGUGAAAGGGAAUGUGGUCGACUGGCAAAAUGACUUCUGGAAUAUCCCCACCCUAGCUCUGAAAGCAGAAAGCAACCUAAGCUGUGGUUCCUACCUGAUCCCACUCCCGGCAGCAGAACUAGCCAACUGUGCCGAUCUGGGGACCCUCUGCCAAGCUACUGUAGACUCUCCUAGUACACCACCCACUGUCACCACUAACAUGCCUGUUACUAAUAGAAUCGAUAAACAAUGGAAUGAUGGAAUUGUCUAUAGAAUUUCCAUAGUGAUUCAAAAUAUCCUUCGUCACCCUGAGGUUAAAGUACAGAGCAAGGUAGCAGAAUGGCUCAAUUCAACCUUCCAAAAUUGGAACUACACUGUUUAUGUGGUUAACAUCAGUUUUCACCAGAGCACGGGAGAGGACAAGAUUAAAGUCAGGAGAAGCAUUGUGAAUGAUCAAAGGUUGGUGAUUUGGGCCCUUCUAGUUUACAAUGCUACCAACAAUCCCAAUUUAGAAGGAAAAGACAUUCAACAGAAGCUCUUAAAAAAUAAUGAGUCCCUGGAUGAAGGCUUGAGGCUAUAUGCAGUGAGUGUGAAGCAACUGGGUUUAUGUCCUGCUGAUGAGGAUCCCAAAGGCUAUCGCUGGCCACUCAUCCCACCUUCUGUAUACAACUUUCCCUGUCCAGGGAAACAGGGCUUUUAUGCUUCACGGACAUGUUAUCGUGACCCUGCCAACACAUCUGUAGCCUACUGGGGACCUCCUGAUCUCUCCAACUGUUCAAGAGAAGUAAAUGAAGUGGCCAACCAGAUUUUAAAUUUAACUAGUGAUGGGCAGACCUUAAGCUCAGCCAAUAUUACCAGCAUUGUAGAACAGGUCAAAAGGAUUGUGAAUAAAGAAGAAAACAUUGAUAUAACGCUUGGUUCAACUUUAAUGAAUAUAUUUUCCAAUAUCUUAACCAGUCCGGACAGUGACUUGCUUGAGUCUUCUUCUGAAGCUUUAAAGACAAUUGACGAAUUGGCCUUCAAGAUAGACCUAAGUAGCACAUCACAUGUGAAUAUUACAACUCGGAAUUUGGCUCUUGGAGUCUCAUCCCUGUCCCCAGGGACAAAUGAAAUUUCAAAUUUUAGCAUCGGUCUUCCAAGCAAUAAUGAAUCCUAUUUCCAGAUGGAUUUUGAGAGUGGACAAAUGGAUCCAUUGGCUUCUGUAAUUUUGCCUCCAAACUUACUUGAGGAUUUAAGUCAAGAAGAUUCUGUAUUAGUUAAAAGAGCACAGUUUACUUUCUUCAAUAAAACUGGACUUUUCCAGGAUGUAGAAACCAAGAAAGGCACCUUAGUGAGUUAUGUGAUGGCAUGCAGUAUUGGAAACAUUACUAUCCAGGGUCUGAAGGACCCUGUUCGAAUUAAAAUCAAACAUAUGAGAAACCAGGCAGUGCCUCAUCCCAUCUGUGCCUUCUGGGAUCUGAACAAAAACGAAGGUUCUGGAUUUUGGAACACGUCAGGAUGUGUGGCACACAGAGAUUCAGAUGAGAGCGAGACGGUCUGCUUAUGUAACCACCUCACACACUUUGGAGUUCUGAUGGACCUUCAAGGAACUGCCUCACAGAUAGAUGCAAGAAACACCAAAGUUCUCACCUUCAUCACCUAUAUUGGGUGUGGGAUAUCUGCUAUCUUUUCAGCAGCAACUCUCCUUACAUAUGUUGCUUUUGAGAAAUUGCGAAGGGACUAUCCCUCCAAAAUCCUGAUGAACUUGAGUACAGCCCUGCUGUUCCUGAACCUCCUCUUCCUCUUGGAUGGCUGGAUCACCUCGUUUCACGUGGAGGGUCUUUGCACAGCCGUUGCUGUCCUGCUCCAUUUCUUCCUCCUUGCAACCUUCACCUGGAUGGGGCUAGAAGCAAUUCACAUGUACAUUGCCCUGGUUAAAGUAUUUAACACUUACAUUCGCAGAUAUAUACUGAAAUUCUGCAUCAUUGGCUGGGGUCUGCCAGCCUUAGUCGUGUCCAUUGUUCUGGCAAGCAGAAGCCAAAAUGAGGUCUACGGAAAGGAAGGUUAUGGAAAAGAACAAGGUGAUGAAUUCUGUUGGAUUCAGGAUCCAGUCGUAUUUUAUGUGACCUGCGCUGGGUAUUUUGGAGUCAUGUUUUUCCUGAAUGUUGCCAUGUUCAUCGUGGUAAUGGUGCAAAUCUGUGGGAGGAAUGGCAAGAGAAGCAACCGGACCCUGCGUGAAGAGGUUUUAAGGAACUUGCGCAGUGUGGUCAGCCUGACAUUUCUGCUGGGCAUGACAUGGGGUUUUGCUUUCUUUGCCUGGGGACCCUUAAACGUCCCUUUUAUGUACCUCUUCUCCAUCUUCAAUUCAUUACAAGGCUUAUUUAUAUUUAUUUUCCACUGUGCUAUGAAGGAGAAUGUUCAGAAACAGUGGAGGCGGCAUCUCUGCUGUGGUAGAUUUCGGUUAGCAGACAACUCAGACUGGAGCAAGACAGCUACCAAUAUCAUCAAGAAAAGUUCUGAUAAUCUAGGAAAAUCUUUGUCCUCAAGCUCCAUUGGGUCCAACUCAACAUACCUUACAUCCAAAUCUAAAUCCAGCUCUACCACUUACUUCAAAAGGAAUAGCCACACUGAUAAUGUCUUCUAAGAGCAUUCCUUCAGCAAAAGUGGAUCAUUCAGACAAUGCUUCCAUGGACAAAUCCUCGACAAAACUGACCCAUGCUGAUGGAGAACAAACAUCAAUCAUCCCUGUCCACCAG
Molecule: messenger RNA, 3694 nt
Organism: Neomonachus schauinslandi (Hawaiian monk seal)
Lineage: Eukaryota; Metazoa; Chordata; Mammalia; Carnivora; Phocidae
Gene: ADGRG6
Product: adhesion G protein-coupled receptor G6
Exons: 25
Coding region: 1-3582 (1193 amino acids)
Biological process (GO): cell surface receptor signaling pathway; heart trabecula formation; myelination in peripheral nervous system
Cellular component (GO): membrane
Molecular function (GO): laminin binding; G protein-coupled receptor activity
Source: RefSeq, a predicted model, not a curated record